Protopterus annectens (West African lungfish) is the source of this 3091-nucleotide messenger RNA. RefSeq names its product tRNA methyltransferase 12 homolog (gene TYW2). NCBI's taxonomy places the organism in Eukaryota, Metazoa, Chordata, Ceratodontiformes, Protopteridae. Gene Ontology annotation, biological process: tRNA methylation. The record is from RefSeq and is a predicted model, not a curated record. Gene Ontology annotation, molecular function: tRNA methyltransferase activity. The transcript is spliced from 7 exons. Bases 36 to 1382 code for a protein of 448 amino acids. Gene Ontology annotation, cellular component: cytoplasm.
CUGAAGCAUACUGAGCAUGUAUCUAUAAGGUGGAGAUGAAAAUGGAAUUAGAAGCUGAUACAGUUCCUGUUAUUGUUACAGAAGGGAAGUUUGCCCAGCAGUACAGGAAGUAUUUAGAGAAAAAAGGAUAUCUUGACAAGAAUUACCGUUUGCAUAGGCUGCCUGAUGGUUGCAUUGCUGUACCAGUCUUCGGAGAUGGUUUAUAUCCGUCACUUUUGCAAGAACUGACAGAUAAUUUGUCUUCAGGCCACCCCUGCUAUGUCACUCACAUUAAGAACCUUAUGCCAUCUAAGAAGUCAUGUGUGCAGUCACUCCGUCAGAAACUGGAGGAGGAACUGAAGUGCCUUGUGCAGGAGAAUGGAGGCAGCUGGAACAGCAGUCUGGGAGAAGAUCUGAAUCUGAAGUGGAAACGCCAUGGAGAUCUGAUAAUCCUCAGUGAGAAGGCCUUUCAGGCAGAUACUUGGAAGAAUUUAGGACCAGAAGUGUGGGAAAAGGUUGCCCAGUUGUUUGGAGCCAAGCGCAUUGCCAUAAUGGGUCGAGUGUCAGGGGAUGGAUUUCGCACUCCAUUUGCGACAUUGUUACUAGGAAAAGAUGGUUGGGUGCACCACACUGACAAUGGGAUUCGAUAUACUUUUGAUGUGACGAAAUGCAUGUUUUCAUUCGGUAACAUAACAGAGAAACUUCGCGUGUCUUCUUUAAACUGCAGUGGUGAGGUGGUGGUGGAUUUGUAUGCAGGAAUUGGUUAUUUCACCUUGCCAUACCUGCUGCAUGCCAGAGCAUCAUUUGUCCAUGCCUGUGAAUGGAAUCCCCAUGCUGUGGAAGCACUUAAAAGAAAUCUGGAGCUGAAUGGUGUGUCUGAUCACUGCUGGAUCCAUGAAGGCGACAACAGAAAGGUCUUAUUGUGUGAUGUUGCAGAUAGAGUAAAUUUGGGGCUUAUUCCAAGCUCUGAGGAAGGAUGGCCUAUUGCUUGUCAGGUCCUGCGGAGGGACUGUGGUGGAAUUCUUCACAUCCAUCAGAAUGUUACAUCAGAGUUUAGUAAGGACUUCACACUCCCAAGUUCUGAUUUAGGACAACAAGAGAACAAAGAUUCUUCCUUUACUCCUCAUCAAGAAGCUGUUACUGCCGGUGUGACCAUGGACACAAACUUGACUUGUACUGUAAAUUUAGAUAAAUUACAUUGCUCUAGGAAAAGUAAUAAAAUCCUACCAGCAUGGCAGCAGUGGGCUGAAAGUACUAAGUCACGGAUCAGCAGGCUACUGUUUGAACUGCAUGGUAUACAGUGGAGAACAAAUAUCCUUCACAUUGAACAUGUAAAAUCAUAUGCCCCUCAUAUAGAUCACAUUGUCCUGGAUCUGGAGUGUCGACCUGCAGAAGUAGAAUAAGCCAGAUCAGAUUGUCCUGGACCCGAAAUACCAACCUGCAAAACUACAGUAAAAACAGUCAUAUGUGGGUUUUGGGCAAUGCACAGCACCUUGUUACUGUAUUUCCUAACAUCCCUCACAAAGCAGAAACAAAGUAUAAAAACUAACCGAAACACAUGAAAUGCAGACACCAUUCUGUUAACCAACUGUUAUGUAAUAAUCGUUUUUCUUUUUUGUAAAAUGAAGUCCCUGACUGCCUUUUAUUUUCCAGGUUGUACCUCUGAAUAUAUGGCCUGAUGUAUUAUGGACAAACAGAGGACCUAGUUUGUUUCAUAGUAGAAAAGAAAGGGAGACAUGAUGUGAAUUCACUGAUAUUUUGUGGACAAAUAUGAAAGGUGAAGAUGAAGAGGAGGGCCAGAUAGAGAGAGCGAGAAGAGAACAUUGAUCAUGGCUGCGGAGGGAAAUGGUUUUAGACACACUUAAUACUGCUACACAGAAACACUAGUAAGACCUUUGCACUACAUAAAUGGUAGUGGUACAGUACAAGUCAUCAAACGGGUUUAGAGAUGUUUGGGAUAGAGAAAAGAAAGUACAGGGCAAAUGAAGAGCAGAGAUUGGCUACAACACUUGGACAGAUUCAAAAAGCCAAAGGUCUUACUUUUUUGCGUCUUUGUACAUUUAUAUGUAUUUUCUGGUAAAGGGUUAAAGCAUACCUAAUUUAAAGCAGCCCUGGCCCUGACUUUGGGUGUCGGGGUUAAAUAGAGCAUAGGAAACUGACAGGCAUGAGAGAGACAUGGCUUGAAAGUAGCUAGCAAGGAAAUGAUAAGUAGAGGAAUGGAAAAAUGUUUAUGCUGUCUGCAGUGGCAACUAAGCAGAAAUCUUUCCAUUGACUGCUUGGGUCUUGGGUUCUAAAGGGGUAAAGAUGAGAGAAGUCUGUCAGUAGGAAGAGAUAUUUAGUGUGGCAUACAGAAUAAAUUCUAGUUAUCCAGGUUUAUAAGUUGAAAUGUGGGAUGCAGCAUACUCUUUACAACUUUGAGAAGGCUGUGGCACAGACUUCUGUCCAUAAGACAACUCAAAAUAAACUUAAAGAAUAAUCAUAUGAAAACUGCCAAAAAGUGACUUGACUUGGCACUUGAAUUUCAAACCAAAGAUCUGGUAGUUAAGGACAUGGUGCUAUAGUUAGGAAAGAUUUCCACCCUUGUGUUUUUUUAAACAUUCACAAAUUUCAAGUACAAAAAAAAAAUUGACAGUAAAUUCAAGCAAAAAUUUAUAGGUGAAUAUAUCGUUACUCAGUGCAAAAGUGUCCGCAAUAGUGUGCGUGAUACUGAGGCCUUCCUGUGCCUGGAGGCAUUGACAUCUGUAUUCUAUAGCCAGCUCUAUGGCAUAGUGAAUUAAACCCUUGAGUGUUUGCUACUUAGGUUUGAUUAGUUGAACCUAGAAGCUUGUGGGUGUGGGGAGGAGUGAUGAGGCACUGUUUAAUGGGAUUGAAUGCCAGGUUCCAUGCUGCACAGUAAAAUUUGUGAUCAAAAAACAUCAUCACAUGCAAGCACUAGUUGCAUGGAAGACGCAUUCUUUAAAGGUAAUGCCACUCAGAGAAGUGGUCAUCAUCUUUUGCAGUGGCCCAUUAUUUGCUCCCCUUUGUAUGUCACUGAGCAUAAAGAAAACCUCUUAUUGCUGCAUGGAUGACAGAUGUCCUACAGCUGUACUUAAUAUAUAUAUAUAUAUAUAUA